UCACGCUGACUGCUUCUGUGAAGCGCGCGCAGCGGUGGCGACGGUGAAGGCGGCUUUUAUAAUGUCGUUGUUGCUGCUGCUGUUGGAAUAGAUUUCAUUAUCUCUGGUGUGGGUGGAAGUCAGGACGACGUACGCGGUGGUACUUUGUUGUUGUUGUGGUUGUUGUGGUGUAGGACGUAGUGUGUGAGUCAGGACAACAUUGGAUGCUGCUGUGACGUUCAGAUCAAAACUAUAAUUUACUGCUGCCUUUUUACGCGUUGGAAUUUCGUGGCAGUGGGGUGUGCCGUCUCAAGUUACAUCAAACCGUCGUACUUGAUUCACCCUAGUGUAUUCUUCCCACUGGAUACCCAGUCACAUGUUUGUCGAAGAUUUUGCAUGCACAGAUUGAUAAUCACAGGUUAUCUGAAAGCAGUAUCGACUUGUGUCUGUGAAUAUUCUGAAUACAUUACUCCAAAAUUGAACGAUAUAACCACAGUUCUACUCCCAAUACGACCGCAUAAUUUAAGAGAAUCAAAUACACACUCUACCUUUUAAUGCACAACUGCAUUUUACCAGUGGCAAUACAUCUUUUGUUCACGGAACGUUGAAGAGCGCUGGAAGACUGCGAAACGUCUGCUAUUAAUUAUUUCCCCAUUUCUUUACGUUGUCGUUUCAAGAACAGCAAAACAAAUCAAUUACCUGCCUGUCUGUGGAUUACACUGUACGCUGCCAGCAAGUUAUACUUCAUGUGCCUCGUCAGAUGUCUUGAGGGCUCUGAGAUGGUACCAAGAUAGCUACAGCGACACGUUUGUGACAGACGCUUUGUCCACUUCUCAUAAACCGGUAACGACCCCAUUUGCCAAGAUGGCGCCCAAAGCUGCCUCAGUUUGUCUUUUCUUCUCUCUGCUAGCGAUCCUGGUUCUGAGUGGCGAGAGUCAGAUAAUUCUGGAGGUGCAGGAAGAGCAGGGUCACAGACUGCUGCUGGGCAACAUCGGGUCACGUGCCAACAUCUCCAACAUCCCAGGACUCAGAUACUCACUGGUCAGCGAAAGAGAUCGUUUUGAAGUGGAUGAAACUUCUGGAGAUUUCUACACUCGUUCUGUACUGGAUCGAGAACAGCUGUGCGGGUCUGUCCCACGCUGUGUCGUCAGCACUUCCGUAGCGGCGUCAUCUGACAACUUCUUCCAGCGUUACAACGUGGAGGUGGUCGUCAUGGAUGCCAACGAUCAACGCCCCCGUUUUAGCCAGAGAAUGUUCUCGAAGCCUUUAUCCGAGUCUGCCGCCCCUAACAGCACGAUGAUCAGGCUCCCCGUGGCCGAGGACGCGGACUACGAACCGCUGUUCCGAGUGCAAGGCUACCACUUAGAGCCCAGAACGCAGAGGACUUUCGAUCUGGUGGUACAGAAGACAGACCGGCCUGACGGGAGCAGUGAUUUCGACGUUUCUCUGAGGCUUUUGCGAGGGCUGAACCGAGAGGUUACGAGCUCGUUCUCCUUAGUGCUGGUGGCUAAAGACGGGGACGGUCCUGAUCAGAGGGGCACACUACCCAUCGAAAUUGUCGUCGCCGACGAGAAUGAUAAUGAACCCGAAUUCACAGAAGAUCAUUACACAAAGAAAGUCAAAGAAAGCACUGCUGUCAACUCUACUGUUCUCACGGUUUCUGCGACUGACGCAGACAAGGGCGAGAAUGCUAGGGUGAGUUUUGAAUUCCCGAACGAUAUCGAUCGUACUGUCCGAAGCUACUUCGCGAUAGACCAAAGCAGCGGCGCUCUCAAACUUUUGAAAAGCUUGGUAAAAGAGGGCGGGUCAGUUUUCAGUUUCCGCGUGAAAGCCUAUGACCACGGUCUCCCGUCACUGUCGUCGGAGGUUGAGGUUCGAAUCGAUGUUGAGGACACGGUGAACGACCCUCCCAGCAUCUCCGUCAUCCCGCUGCGGCCGGCAGGUGGCGCUGAGGGCGGAGCUCUGGUUGCUGAGGACGCCUCGCUGGACACGAGAGUCGCCCUCGUCGACGUCACCGACUCGGAUUCGGGCGAAAACGGCCGGACUUCCUGCUCUGCGACGAGCGAGUAUUUUUCUCUCCAGGCCGACCCCAACACGCCAGGCGCCUACACUGUCUCUGUGUCGCGUCCGCUCAACCGGGAAAGCGACGCUAGUCUGAAAGUAGAGGUUUCGUGCACUGAUUAUGGGACCCCACCCCUUUUCAGCCGUGCGGAGCUGUCAGUCAUUGUAGAAGACGUGAACGACCACGAACCCGAGUUCAGUAGAACUAUCUACGAAAUGGAAGUUAAGGAGAAUCAGGAAAUUGGAGAACUGGUCGGCAGCGUAUUAGCCACAGAUCUCGACGAGGGCGUCAACGGAGAGCUCAGAUAUUCCCUGGAGCCAGGUAUAGCUGAGUUUGACGUGAACGAGCUGAAUGGGUUCAUCUACACCAGGGUGAAAAACUUGGACCGCGAAACGACGGACACGUACAGGUUUGAAAUCUACGCCUUUGACGUGAGUCCGCAGCCCUUGACAGCGACGGCGACGGUCGUGGUUCGAGUCCAGGACCUCAAUGACGUCUGGCCUAGGUUCGACAAUUCGUCUUACAAAUUCAGUGUCUCUGAGAGUCUGGAUCCCGGUGUGCAGAUUGGACGAGUCCUUGCUACCGAUAAGGAUUUGAACCAAGGCGGUGUGGUGCAGUACUUGCUUGUACAUUCUGUUCGGCACCCUGACCCGCCUUUUGCUGUCUCUGUCUCUGACGGAAGUAUCACCCUCACCAAGCCUCUAGACCGCGAGAUGGAAAGCCAGUAUAAUUUCGUUGUCACCGCUUUUGACCUCGGCAUACCGCCCAGAAACUCCUCUGUCGACGUCCAGAUUACAAUCCUAGACGAGAACGACAACGCGCCCGUGAUCGCUUUCCCCACCGCAGACAACCUAAGCGUGACCUUGAACCUGGACGUGACCCCGGGUCACGAGAUCAUCAAGGUCAUCGCGACAGACCAGGACGCUGGGGAGAACGGACGGCUGACGUUUUCUCUCAACUCUCACGGCAACGCGUCAGCCGCCUCGCGGCUCUUCUGGAUCAACGAGGACACCGGCCUGAUGACCUUGGCCGUACCCUUGACCCCUGAAGACGUGCGCGUCUACAACGUGGUCAUCAGCGUACACGACCACGGCGCUCACCAACAACGCGCCACGCGGGCGCUGCUCCAAGUGGAGGUCGUCCAAGCCCUCGAGCAUUCGCGGGAUUCCGACUCCAACAUCACCAUCGUCAUCAUCAUGGUCUGCUUCACGCUGGUCGUAGCAGUGGUCGUUCUCGUCACUUUGUGCUUUAUCAAGUACAUCGACAAAAAAAAGUUCGACGCAGACAGGAAGAACGAUCCGGGUAAGCAGAAACUUCAUCAGACAUCCGUGGCGUCGCCGGACUCGUACGAGCGCGCCGGAAGCGGAGAUGACGUAAUGGAAAAUGGGCUUAUCGUCAGCCCGUCUUUGCAGAAGCAGCCGCCAUCUUUUUCUUCCCAACAGCAAAGCUCAGCGCAUUAUCAACACCCGCAAUCCCCAAUGGGGAACGGAAAUGGUGGUGCUGGUGGUGGUGGAGGGGGAGGCUUCACCGGCGGUGUCGUCAGAAACGGCGGCAAAAAAUCAGUGACUUUUGAUAGUGAGGUUCGAACCUCAGACUCUUCCGUGCCGUCCGAAUGUCUGGGCGACGAUCACGUGGACAUGGCGUUCAGUACGUUCGGACACACACCCGAGACAUAUCAGCACUCUCCAGUGCCCGUCUCUUUAGACUCCAGCAGCGCCAUGCUCCUCCCUAACCCCGCCCCUUUUAGAACUGCUGGCGUGCUUCCGGUGCUAACCACUCCCACCACAGGGUUUGCUAAUGUGACAAACCCCGCCCAUUCCCGAGCGGGGAGUUCUUUGAGUCAGCAGCACGGUUUGACGAGUAGCGGCAUGAGAGCCAUGGAGGAAGUGGGCGGUCCGGACGAGGUGAUCGACGUGGCUCUGCAGAAACAUAACGCCCUCGUCAGGUCCAUGAGGGGCAACGGUCGGCGGCCGCAACACAGCUCAAGACAGGUAGGGGGCUUGCUUUGA
Aplysia californica (California sea hare) is the source of this 4050-nucleotide messenger RNA. RefSeq names its product protocadherin gamma-A5-like. Gene Ontology annotation, molecular function: calcium ion binding. The coding region runs from base 844 to 4050 and encodes 1068 amino acids. Lineage: Eukaryota; Metazoa; Mollusca; Gastropoda; Aplysiida; Aplysiidae. Gene Ontology annotation, biological process: homophilic cell-cell adhesion. Gene Ontology annotation, cellular component: plasma membrane. The record is from RefSeq and is a predicted model, not a curated record. The transcript is spliced from 2 exons.